AUGGAUGACGAUUUACCGACCGACUUCCAGGUCAUCGUAGUUGGGACGGGAAUGGUGGAAUCCAUUGUCGCCGCAGCAUGUAGUCGAAUAGGAAAAGAUGUCCUUCACUUGGACUUCAGUGAUCAUUAUGGAGGUUUGUGGGCAUCUUACAACUUUGAUGGCCUGCAAAAAUUUAUCAAAGAGGUCAACUCUGACCCUAAUAGACAGCUUCAAGUUUACAAUCUUAAUGAGCAGUGGUACAUAAAUAAGGAUUCCCCGCAAGAAGAAGAAAAGGCCGAAGGAGAAGAUGGUAAGACUGAAGAUGGCAAGGCUGAUCCUCCUAAAAAGAUUUGGAGUCAAAACGACUUCGCGACUGAGUACAGGAAAUUUUAUAUUGAUAUGACCCCAAAGUUGCUGUUUUCUCGGGGGCCGCUGGUAGAACUCCUGAUAUCUUCUAAUAUCGCCCGUUAUGUCGAGUUUCGUUGUGUAACACGUGUGCUCACUUGGCUUAAUGACAAGCUGAUGCCGGUGCCUUGCUCGAGGGCCGACGUGUUCGCUACCGAGGCGGUCAGCAUUGUUGAAAAGAGGAUGCUGAUGAAAAUGCUAACCUCGAUCGUUGGUUACAGCGAGGAGGAAAUGAACAAUGAAUUUAAAGACUGGGAUGACAAAACUUUCAAGGAGUAUUUGACUCACAAAGGGCUGACCCCGAAUUUGAUUCAUUACGUGCUAUUUGCGAUCGCGGGCGGAACUGAUAAUAUGCCAUGUUUGGAGGGAGUGAGGGAAUGUAAGAAGUUCCUCAUGAGCCUUGGUCGUUAUGGGAACACCCCAUUCCUGUGGCCGAUGUAUGGCGGUGGCGAACUACCACAAUGCUUCUGUCGAUUAUGCGCGGUGUUCGGAGGAGUGUACUGUUUGAACCGACCGAUCGACUCCGUGGAGACCAAGACUGUUGAAGAAGGCAAGAAAGUGGUUGUUAUUGGCAGUAAAUCUAAAACGCUCAAAUGCGACCAUUUGGUCAUUGGCAUCAACGAGUGCCCGAAAGAUCUUAUAGUGCCAGAAACAACAGAAAGCACAGACAUAUCCAAGGCUGUUUUUAUAACCAAUGGAACGAUCAUGCCCAGUGAAAAGGAGCCGUUGACAUUGUUACGGUUCCCACCUCUCAUUGAAGAUGGUUCAGCCGUUACUGUACUGGAAGUUGGUCCUGCGACCGGAUCUUGUCCUAAGGGACUUUUCGUUGUGUACUUCAUAACAAAUAAAGUUAACGACGCAGAGAGCGACCUCAAGCCCUACGCCGAGAAAAUCUUCGACAUGUCGGGCGGCGACCAGACUGAGACCUCGGAUAAACCUAAGUGCCUAUGGUCGCUGUUCUACAACGUGCGGGACACGCGCGCGGCGGCGCGCGACGACGCGGCCGUGCACGUGUGCUGCGGGCCCGACGCCGGCCUCGACUUCGACCGCGCCGUGCACCAGGCGGAGGAAAUCUUUAAGAAGAUCUGCCCAGGCGAGGAAUUCCUGCCGCGCGCUCCCGAUCCAGAGGAGAUUGUGUUCGAGGACGACGUCACUCACGGCCCGGAGUUUCAGAGGGAGGACGAAGACGCAGAGGGCGAUAAGGAG
Messenger RNA from Brenthis ino (lesser marbled fritillary), 1590 nucleotides. NCBI's taxonomy places the organism in Eukaryota, Metazoa, Arthropoda, Insecta, Lepidoptera, Nymphalidae. The record is from the annotation of a GenBank genome assembly.